Molecule: messenger RNA, 1435 nt
Organism: Boleophthalmus pectinirostris (great blue-spotted mudskipper)
Lineage: Eukaryota; Metazoa; Chordata; Actinopteri; Gobiiformes; Gobiidae
Exons: 5
Coding region: 1-474 (157 amino acids)
Source: RefSeq, a predicted model, not a curated record
AUGCCCCUAGGCCGAAAACAGAGACGUAUUCUGUCAGACUGCACCGCGAACCGAUCACGCUUGAAAGUGAGCACAUGCGGUAGAAAAACCAAACUUAAAACCAAAGGCGUCCACUGGACGGCGGCAAUCAACUUUAUCGCAAACAAGGAAAUAGAGGCUCGGUUUGGCAGAAGCGCGCCGUGUCAGAGGAGAGAGAGACGGCGUCAUCGGACAGGCGGAAAACAGAUACUGUUAAGAAGUCCCCAAGGUGAUUGCAAGAAUGGAAGAAGUCCCCAGCCAAUCCACAUUCACGGUGGACCAUCCAGGACUACAGCCUGUGUGUCUCCUUUCAAAAUUCGUUAUAGGUACUGUGCCUACAGAUGUCUUGUGUCAUGGCGCUGGGGAUGGCUGUGUCGGAGAGUUCGCGUGGUUCUGCCGUAUUGUGAACACGUCAAGAGUUCCCAGAUGAUGAGGGGCAGUUUGUGGGCUUCAUAAUGGCGCUGGAUUAAAGCGGAAUGUAAAAGCAGAGACGACAGUUGCCUGUCUGGACAUUUGUGCUGAGUGGACAGUGGUGGUGAACUGCGGAUCUGUAGCACCUCCUGGGUCUGGGUCUGGAAACUCCUAUUCGAACAUCAGCUCCCGGAUGUCGUCAACAUAAUCCGCAAUACUAUCUGUUACUUUUUCUUGUUUGUACAUUUUAUUUAUGGUACAGAGGUUUUUUAUUACUACUUUAUAAUUAUUUGUAACGUGUGAUAUUCAUUGUUUUGCACAGCUGUCAUUAAAAUACUGUAGAUAUGGCAGAGUACUGUACAGUGUGUGACGGUAGCCUGUUUUAAUGGGCCUUGUGAUGUUUUCUUUUUUGUUAGACUUUGGAGUAAAACACCAUGUACACGAGCGCUCCAGUUGAUUUUGUAGCACAAAGCCAACAGUGGAUGUACUAACACCAACAUCAGUGCACUGCGGGGUUAUCUGGGUGCCUAUGUAAAAAAAAAAAGAAAAACAAACAUUGAUAUUAGCUUUACCUUACAGUUCUUUUAGCCUGGGGUCUGCACUCUGGGGUCUAUAAUUCACAUAAAAACACAAAGGCUAACAUGAACCUCUUUAUAAUAUCUGCAUAUAAUAUACAUGUUUACAUAACUACUCCUGAAAUGAGACUGGAGGGUUUGGAUAUAGAACUGUGUCCCAGUUGUGCAUGUUGUUAUUUCUGUCUGGCAGCCUGUUGUAUCAAACCAUGGCUGGUGCAGUGAAGUCCCCUAAACAAUGACAUGUAAAUUGUACAAUAUAUAAUCAAUAAGCAACAUUCACUUAGUAGCCAUUAGGUAUUCUGUUUUAAAGUAAGACAUGUUUGUUAUCCUCUACAUUGAAUAUUAUUCACUUCUUCAUUGUGACAUCAAAACGGUGGAAUAAACCGAGCGCCGUCUCUCUAUGCUAUUAUGACUGCACGCUAAACGCAACU